UACAAUCAUAAAAAUAAUGAAUAUUGCUGCUCAAAAACUAGGCAAAUGAUAAAAUGAAGAAAAUGAGGUAGAAUUUGAGUAUGUUUUACUUGCAGGUUUGCCCAAUCAGGUUGCUCAGUUUUGUCAUUUCUCUCUCCACCCUUCUGUUCUCUACAGAGUUUGCCGUUCAAGAUUUCAACUGUUUUGAUCCUAUUUCGUCAACAUGGAGGAUGCUGCCUAGUCCUCCAAUCGAUUUCAGGGCGCUUAGAUUUGAUUUCCGACACCACCCACAACGUUCUCCUAGCAUUCAGUCAUCCAUUUGUCUAAUUGUCUUCGACCCUAUAUCCAGAAACUGGUCUUUUGGCCCUCUACUGUCUAAUCCACGCCCUGGUGCGUCGCUGGUUCUGCACAUGGUUCAGUAUAUAUUGCAAGUGGCAUUGGUGUGCAGUACCAUGGCAAUGUAGCGCAGUCUGUCGAGAAAUGGGACAUGAACAAGAAGGACUCCGGUUGGAACUGGGGAAAGAUGGCUUCACUUAGAGAUAGAAAGUUCAGUAGAAAAGCUGUGGAAGAAAUUGAGUAUAUAGGAUAACUUUGCAUGGUAAAUAUAAAUGGAAAAGCCCCCAAAGACGGGAUUGUUUAUGAUAUCUUGAUGAAUCAGCGGGAAGAAAUGCCACGGGGAAUGCUCGCCGGAUGGAAAGGGCCGGCUACCGUGGAUGUUGAUUUUCUGUAUGUGGUAGAUCAGGAAAUUGGUUCAUUGAAAAAGUAUAAUGCAGAAAAUGAUUACAGGGAGAAGCUGAUCAUGUCAUCAGAGCAUCUGGAAGAUGCUGAACAUAUAGCUGCAGGCCGUGGAAGAGUUUGUGCAGUUUCUGUCGGCGGUGGAAGUUUAUUGUGGUUGAUAUUUUAACAACGCCGGCUAAGAUUUGGGUGGUGGCUCCACCACCUGAAAUGGAAGUUAAAGCUGUUCAUAUAUUGCCGAGGAUGACUUUUUUUGUGAACUAAUCCUCAGAAUGUACUUGUAAACAGCUCAUAUAUUGUCUUAAAUUAGAAAUAUUCACUUGCUAACCUUCCUGAAACCUUUAGUGGUGGCUUCAAGGGCUCAUAGCAGCCCAAGAAGAUUAUAUAUUAUGAUCUUAUCUUCUGUUAA
Olea europaea var. sylvestris is the source of this 1123-nucleotide messenger RNA. RefSeq names its product F-box/kelch-repeat protein SKIP25-like. The record is from RefSeq and is a predicted model, not a curated record. NCBI's taxonomy places the organism in Eukaryota, Viridiplantae, Streptophyta, Magnoliopsida, Lamiales, Oleaceae. The transcript has 3 exons. The coding region runs from base 81 to 443 and encodes 120 amino acids.